Molecule: messenger RNA, 1603 nt
Organism: Spodoptera litura
Lineage: Eukaryota; Metazoa; Arthropoda; Insecta; Lepidoptera; Noctuidae
Product: alpha1,4-N-acetylgalactosaminyltransferase 1-like
Biological process (GO): glycosphingolipid biosynthetic process
Molecular function (GO): alpha-1,4-N-acetylgalactosaminyltransferase activity
Source: RefSeq, a predicted model, not a curated record
UGCCCGUUUUUUAUAACAGAUGAACUGUAUUAACCAAGGAAACUGUUUGUUUUUAAAUUAUUGUUAUGUACAAUCAACGACGUUGAAAAUAGGCGGACGUCGUCGUAGUAGUUUCUUGAAAGAAGUUGUUGUUGUUUCAAGAGACGUUGAAAAAAGGUUGCUUCUUUUGAGAAGCAACUUUUUUCAACAUCUUAAUUACAAUCUGUCUGUAUUGAAGUCAAUUGAAGUAGACAACUAAAUGCUUGUUUAUUAUCAUAAGUUGAUAAAGUGUUCGUUUAAAAUAUUCGGUUUUACUUGCUUUAAGUAGGUACUGUAACAAAUGUAUAACUCUAACAAAUUAAUCCGAAAAAUAACUUACAAAUUGUACUCACUAAAGACACGGAGAAAAAUAUUUUAUUUACGAAAAAAUGUAAUCUUUGCAAUUAUUUUUAUUGGUGUCAUUUACCAUGUCAAGUUGAGAGAUGUAUUACUUGAGCAACGAUACUUUAAGCAUUUUGGAUUUCGAUCUUAUUUAAACAAUUCAGAACUUUUGGCGUGUUAUUAUAGUAAUGAAGGGGAUGUGCUUCCAUGGGCUGAAGGUCCCAACUUUGCGCCAAAGCUUAACUCGAUAUUCUUCCACGAAACAUCAUGUCGUGGAGGCUUAAACUCUCGUCAGGCGUGCUCCAUCGAGUCUGCGGCGAGGGCACAUCCAACGAGACAAAUCUAUGUUCUGUUCAGUGGACCCAUUAUUGAGGUGGUGUAUCAGAAAAGCUGCAUAGCCAAAUUACGGCUCCUACCAAACGUACAUUUUGCUAGAGUGCACAUAGAGGAAUAUGCAAAGAACACCCCUUUGGACGGCUUAGUAGCAAGUAGGGAGUUAGAAGAGAGCUAUUGGCCCGUAGAGCACGCCUCAGAUGUCUUUAGAUUCUUGACACUGUACAAUUGGGGGGGAGUGUAUCUGGACACAGACGUUAUGGUCGUGAAAUCUCUAACACCGCUCGGUCACAAUUGGGUAGCGAAAGAAAUAAGUUGGCACGCGAGUGUGGGAGUUAUCGCUAGUUCCAUGGACCACAUCGGCAGACGACUCGCGCAGGCUCUUGUAAAUGAACUGAAAACGACGUUUAAACCUGAUGUUUUCAAUAAUAAUGGUCCAGGCGUGAUGACGAGAGUACUACACCGCAUGUGCAAUACAUCCGACCCGACCGAAUGGUCUGCUAAAACAUGUCAAGGUCUCGAAGUGUAUGGCCCAGAAUACUUUUACCCAGUCCAUUAUACCAAAUCUAACGAUUAUUUCAAGACUGGAAAAUUGCAGAACGUUUCCGAUGCCUACACUCAUCAUUUAUGGAACAAAAUGACUUCUAAUAAGACAAUAGAAAAGGAUUCCCCAUAUGAUGAAAUGGCACAGAAACUUUGCCCCCUAAUUUAUGAGAUGUAUGGAGAUGAAUUUGGGACAUAAAAAGGUCAAAUCAUAUUUGAAAAUCCUGAUGUUUUUUUUUUCGGUAACAUCUUUUAAUAUGGCGGGAGUACUUGUAAUUUCUAAAUAGUGUCGUUCCGAAGAAAGUAUAAUUAUUUUUCUUUUUACUAUCUCACGUGGCUCUGCGUUUAGACACAUGACGGGUUAAAU